Uncinocarpus reesii 1704 is the source of this 2400-nucleotide messenger RNA. RefSeq lists its product as uncharacterized. Bases 1 to 2400 code for a protein of 799 amino acids. The record is from RefSeq and is a predicted model, not a curated record. Gene Ontology annotation, cellular component: cytoplasm. Lineage: Eukaryota; Fungi; Ascomycota; Eurotiomycetes; Onygenales; Onygenaceae. The transcript has a single exon. Gene Ontology annotation, biological process: cell population proliferation; mitotic spindle organization.
AUGGCGAGUCCUUUGUCGGUCCUCUCUCCCCUCUCCUCAUCGAGACAAAACGCUCGCUCUCCGCUAGUCGAUUCUUUCCCCCCAGACGCGAAGCCAACGGAAUUCAGCCCUCGAGGCAGCGUCAGGAAGGGAUUUGCGAUCUUUGACGAAAACGCGUCUCCAUUAGGCCAAGACCAACAUAUGGCUUCGCCAGCCGUCUCCGGUGCCGAAGACGACGAGUUGGAGGACCAAGAAUUGCCGAGCUCGCCUUUCCGGGAGGCCGUUGAAACUGAGAACACCUGCACAACCCGAGACAUAACGCCCAGGCAGCACGAUGUCGACGCUACUGAGGCUAACACACUUGAUGGCCAGGGUGAUGUUGAUAUGGACGAAGAGGACUUCAAGCCGGAUACCCUUGCUGCGCGGACCGUGGACGAGGCACCAUAUGUCGACGAAAUGGUCCUCACUAACGAACAAAAACAAAUCGAAUCAUACACUGAAUUGGACAGCAGCGUAAUACACCACCAUGUUGAGCGGACUCAAACUCGAAAGGUGUCGGGCAUGACUGUGAAUAAUGAAAACAUGAGUCUCGUGUACCACGAGGAUGAAGAAAAGCGAGCUUUGUUUGAUGAUGGCACAGGAAGCCACGCCCAGCCAGGCUACGAUACCGGCGAUGACACCUGUCUAAGCACCUUUUCGGCUGUUCCCAACGCUGAUAUGACCCUCUUCGCUAAGCUAAGAGGGGAUUCGCCAUUGAAACGAGUGAGAGAGAACACAGUUAGCCCCCGAAAAACAGGUUCCCCGGGAAGGUUUAGAGACUCUAUUCUGGAGACUCCUGGUACUGCCCGGCGAGAUUAUAGACGGAACGGCUGGGGCGAUCAGGGGGGUGAUUACUGUUCUUCGUCCCCGGGAAGGAAAUAUCCCCGGAUUGACGAGACACCAAAUUUACUGGACUUUACCGAUCAGCUUGGCGCGUUUCCACAGCACAAACAGUAUCCCUCUGAGAAUAAUAAUGGAUCUCCGGCACGUCGCAAUCCUCGCAUUUCUCCACUGAAGACGGCUGAACGGUUCCGCUCCCCUUCCAAGUUGUCCUUGUUGGAUUUUGAUAUCCCGCCAGCUCCUACCCCACGCUCGAUUCCAACAAUUACCCCGAGGGAAUUAGAGUCUUUAAAAUCGACAUUCCUGUCUCAGAUAUCUUCGUUGAAAGCUACUUUAAGUGGCAGGGACGCCGAAGUUGCCAGUUUAAAGGAAGCAGUGGCCGACGCCGAAAGGCGGGUUGGUGAAGCCCUUGAGGAGGUGCGGAAUGAGGAAGCACGAAGAGAGUCUGAACAGCGGGAGUGGGAGCGCCGGGGCAAGGAAAUGGAGACUGUUUUGAGGGGCGUCAAGGCAGAAAUCGUGGACGGAGAGCGUGAAAGGAAGAGGUUAGCCGAGAGGGUGGAAGAAAGUGAUAAAACAAAAGAGCACCUGGAAGGAAAAAUAGUUGAGCUGCAGAGCCAACUCUCUGCAGCUAGGCAAGCUACCCCUCAGCCGGCUACUUUGUCGGCCCCAAACACCCAAUUCAAAACAACAGACGAGGUAGCCAAAGAAGUUCAAGAUGCUGUUGAAAAGGUGGCACGCGAACUGCACACUUUAUACAAGGGUAAACAUGAAACCAAAGUUGCAGCGUUGAAGAAGAGUUAUGAAGCUCGCUGGGAGAAACGCGUCAGGGAAGCCGAGAAGAAGCUCAGGGACGCUAUGGAGGAGAAUGAACGCUUGAACAACGAUCGAGAUACAGCCAUUCCUGACUUUCAAGGCCGUGCAUCAGCUGGGGAGACAACUAUGUUACGAGAAAACGAAAAUCUUGAGGCGGAGAAGAAGGUUUUAGAAGCUAAGGUCAAGGGACUUGAGCAAGAGAUGCUUUCUGUGAAGCAUGACCACGGAUUGCUCAGUGAACAGUUGAAAAAUGAACGCGCCGAAAAAGGUGAACUCGUUGCCCUCGUGGAUGAGUGGCUUGCCAUGCAACACCAACAGCAGCAGCAGCCGCCGGAGCAGCAGCCCGAUGAGACACCACCGCCAGUCCCUCCACAUGGGGAACGCGAGCUCUCGACUCCCCGAGCAGAGAUCAGCCAGGGAGAAGACCCCUUACCGGUGACUCUGCCGAAACCGGAGUUUAUGGAGAAGCCGGCUACCGCGCAAUCAACUAAUGAACAAGCCCAUCCCGCCAGCAACAUUGCCCGUUUUCCCGGCGGUUCGAGCGGUAUUCGCCCCCGCCCUUCUGCCGGGCCGACCCCCAAAGUCCCACGAUUCGGUAUGCCCGGUAGCCAUGUGAGGGGAAAUAGUCGAGACGAAAAGGGUGUGAGCGGUAUUCCGAGCAAGACUCCUGUUGCGCCGCGAAGUGGGAUUAUGAGCUCGAUUGAAAGGAUGGGAAGGGGAGGACUUUGA